ACGCAAAGAGAAUCUCCUCGAAUCAAACCGGCUACCGGUGCUGAAAAGUCUUGGCGACGAUUGCCGGACGAUAAUGAUGAAACCCUGAAUGAGGCUGAUGGAGACGAAUGGCGCCAGUCGACGAACACUGGUGUGGAUGAUGAAGAUGAAUUUAUGGAUGCGGCCGAAUCGAUUGAGACCAUGUCCGAUAUAUAUGAUCGCAACGUUCAGAUCGUUCCGGUGGAUGAUGCGUAUGAGAAUGUCAGUGACAUCGAAAAAGAGGAGGCCCUAACAGAGCUUGGCAUCAUGCUAAACUCAACGUUGGCCAGCGAAUAUGAGGGCGCCAAUGUUGCACGCCUAAAUGCUCAUUUCUGGCAAGUUACCUUUCUAUUCUAA
Messenger RNA from Gongylonema pulchrum, 375 nucleotides. The record is from the annotation of a GenBank genome assembly. Lineage: Eukaryota; Metazoa; Nematoda; Chromadorea; Rhabditida; Gongylonematidae.